This is a messenger RNA of Arabis nemorensis, 495 nucleotides long. The record is from the annotation of a GenBank genome assembly. Lineage: Eukaryota; Viridiplantae; Streptophyta; Magnoliopsida; Brassicales; Brassicaceae.
AUGCACGAGUACCCUGUUACUACCGAGUUACAUAACCAAUGUGUCAAUAUCAUUACGCGUCUUUUCAAUGCGCCGCUCGGUGAAGGCGAGGCCGGGGUUGGUGUUGGUACGGUGGGAUCGUCGGAGGCAAUUAUGUUGGCCGGAUUGGCUUUUAAGAGACUAUGGCAAAAUAAGCGUAAGGCGCAAGGACUUCCUUAUGAUAAAUCCAAUAUCGUAACCGGAACUAAUGUUUGCUGGGAGAAAUUCGCAACGUAUUUCGAAGUGGAGCUUAAGGAAGUGAAGCUAAGAGAAGGGUAUUACGUGAUGGAUCCUCAAAAAGCAGUUGAAUUGGUAGAUGAAAACACAAUCUGUGUCGCGGCAAUCCUUGGUUCGACGCUAACCAGAGAAUUCGAAGACUUGGGAAACGCCGAUUCACGUGGACGCAGCGAGUGGUGGGUUUAUUGCACCGUUCUUGUAUCCGGAGCUAGAAUGGGAUUUCCGGUUAACUUUGGUUAA